Molecule: messenger RNA, 1914 nt
Organism: Meyerozyma guilliermondii ATCC 6260
Lineage: Eukaryota; Fungi; Ascomycota; Pichiomycetes; Serinales; Debaryomycetaceae
Gene: MNN24
Product: Mnn24p
Exons: 1
Coding region: 1-1914 (637 amino acids)
Biological process (GO): mannan biosynthetic process
Cellular component (GO): Golgi apparatus
Molecular function (GO): alpha-1,2-mannosyltransferase activity
Source: RefSeq, a predicted model, not a curated record
AUGAAGUCCCGAAGGCAGCUCUUGGUGUGUGCCUUGGUUCUCGUGACUUUCACCACCAUCUACAGUCUUCAAUAUGUGCGCUCGCUUUCUAUCAGAGCGAACCAAGUCACCUACCAUAAAACGUCUCAGUUGGAGGUAUUACAGUCUCAGGGAACCCUGUCGUACGACGAACUCGUACGCAAGUUGUUAAAGGCUCUGCGUGGUGCCACAGCAUCUUCUGCGAAAAAGGCUGCUGUGCACUAUGUUGCUGCUUACGACUAUAAACAAUUGGAAAUUGACCAGCAAGAACAGGCGGCUAUGAUCAAGGAAAUGCCCGCUUCCAAGGUAUUAGAGGCCACCACCAAGUUUAACUCGGCACUCACUCAUUUUCUUGGGUCUCUUUUGCUGCUCAUUCUGGAAACGGCUCCCAUAGUCAAGGGCAUUAAUGACGACCUGCACUAUGCUGCCGCAAGGGACCAAAACAAGUUCCCUAACAGAGAAGGCCGUAUCAUGCUCUACGGAGGUCACUUGCGGGAAAAUUACCAGAGUGAACCGGUUCGAACCACUGAAAUGUUGAGUAAUUAUUUGCGUCUUCUGACAGAAGAAGUCGAUGCCCUUCGGAGCUCCCACGAUUCUUUCAUCAACAAAAUGCCGCUCACGGUUCCCAGAGAUGUCCUUGAACACUCAAAGGUGACAGGAUACAUGCAGGGUGACGGUAUUGUGUUUCUUGCUGGUGGCCGUUUCAACCAGUUGGCUCUCGUUUCCAUCAAAAUGCUUCGUGAUUUGGGCUCAAAACUUCCCAUAGAGGUGGUCAUAAAGGACUGGAACGCACUCGAUGCUCGCUUUUGUGAAGAUGUUCUUCCCUCCCUUGGUGCUAGUUGCAAAGUACUUGACCAUUUUCUCGGCCUGGACGUGGCUGGAAGAGUCAAAAGUUAUCAGCUCAAGAACCUUGCUUUGCUCAUUCUGUCGUUUCAAAGAGUACUAUAUUUGGACGCCGAUAACAUCGUCAUCAAGAAUCCUGACCUGUUGUUUGUCAACGAGCCAUUCAUUUCCACAGGCUUUGUCCUGUGGCCCGAUUUGUGGAGGCGUUCCACGUCGCCAAGCUUCUACGAUAUCGCUGAGAUUUCCGUUAAUGCCAAAAAAAGAGUCAGAAAUAGUUACUUCAAGGAUGAUCCCAAAGGCACUCAAGACCCUCCUUCAUUGCACGAUUGCGAAGGUGCAAUUCCUGAAGCAUCCAGUGAAACUGGACAGAUCUUAAUCGAUAAGAAAAAGCAUUUUUCAGCCUUAGUGCUUGCAAUGUAUUAUAAUUACCAUGGUUUCGACUACUACUAUCCCCUUCUAAGCCAGGGCGCUGCUGGAGAAGGAGAUAAGGAAACUUUCGUUGCUGCUGCUCACAAGCUUGAACUUCCCUAUUACCAAGUACAAGAAUUCAACCGUGAGUUUGGUCCUAUGACGGAGCUGAAGCAACACCAUCCGUUUGGAAUGGGUCAGUACGACCCAAUUUUGGACUUUAUCCAAUCGCAAAAUGGCGAAGGUCGAUAUUUGGGCGACUCGCUUUUUGCCCUGAGAGACACCCCUACGUGUGGCACAUCAGAUACGGAUUCAGAGACUAACAAUUAUCACUUUCAUUUGUAUGAAGCUUCUAGUCUCAUGUUUUUGCAUGCCAAUUGGCCCAAGUUAUAUUUCGCAGAGCUACUUCUACAGAAUGGUAUUGGCCGUGGACCCAUGGAGAAUGGGGUCAGAAGAAGGUUGUACGGGCCAGAAUUGAAAGCUGAAGCUGGUUACGAUUUGGAAUUGGCAAUCUCACAAGCCAUGAAUUGGUGUUACUGUGUGAUGAAUGUUGAUCUUCACGACGUUCCAUCUGUGGGCCUGGAUGAUCGUAAGGCAGGCUGUAAGCUGUUGAGGCAGCAUUUGAAGUUUUUGAAGGAGAAUUAG